Molecule: messenger RNA, 1506 nt
Organism: Strongyloides ratti
Lineage: Eukaryota; Metazoa; Nematoda; Chromadorea; Rhabditida; Strongyloididae
Exons: 4
Coding region: 1-1506 (501 amino acids)
Source: RefSeq, a predicted model, not a curated record
AUGGCAAGUAAUUCUUCACUUGUGGAUGACAAAACAACACCAAAAGAUCAGGCAGAGGGAAAACCUACUGAAUCUAGAGUUGGUUUAUGGAUUGGUGUUAGCGUAAUCAUAUUUAUUAUCAUACUCGUUUGCAUAUAUUUUGGUUAUAAAAAAAUAAAGAAAAGAAAUGUUUUUAAAAAUGUUAAAAAAAAUACGAAGGAAAAAAUGAAAAAAAAUUCAACCUCGUCAAAAUCUCAAGAUUCAAAAACAGAUAAUAUUCCUAGUAUUAUCAAAGUAGAAGAUUUGAACUCAUUUAAAAAAAAGAGUGAUCCAAAUAAAGAGACAAAGGAUAAGGAAUCAAAAGAAAAAAAAAGUACAAAUAAGGAAGUUGAUUCUAAUAAAAGUACAUCUUCUAACACUUUGAAAUCAACAUAUCAAUUUAGGGAGAAAAAACCUUCUAAUUCAAAAACAAAUGAAAAUAUUGAUUCGAUUGCUGUAAUGAAAAGUCAACUAGAAAAUAUAAAAAAAGUAAAGACAAAUUCUAAUAAAGCUAAAAAAAAUAAAGAUAAUUCAUCUUCUAAAUUAAAAAAUGAUAAGAAAAACAAGAAUAGCAAUGAAAAAUUAAAUAACAUACUUGAUGAUGAUAAUAAUAAGAAGAGCAAAAAAAAAGGUAGUAAAGCAAAGAAUUCAAAAAAUAAUAAAUUAGGUGAUAAAGUUGAUGAAAGUAAUAAAGAAAUAUUUUAUUCAUGUUCAUCAGAUGCCAUUGGAAUGUCUAAAUCUUCCUCUACUUUUCAUCCAUCAUUAAAUUUAAGUGAUAAGGCUUUAGAAAAAUUAAACAAGAUUAAUAAAUCUACAAGUAAUAGUUCUUUUACAAGGUCAAAUCAUAAUAUAAAAGAUAAUAAUAGUACUAAUAGUUUAACUUCACCUUAUAAUAUUAGGAAGAACAUUAAAAAAAGUAAUGAAAAGAUGAAUAACACUAGACUGGAACCAAGUAAAAAACAAGAGAAUACAGAGAAAGGAAAUAAUAAAAAUAAUAAUGUGAUAGAUAAAAAGAAAAUUGUUGAAGAGACAACAUAUACAGUAACAGAACCAGAAAAUAUUGUUGAUUAUAAUGUAUCAAGAGAAGUACAAUAUAAAGAUAAAAAAACUCAGAACAUUAAUCUGAUUAAUAAUGGUACAUAUAUAAAUCAAAGUUUUAUUAACCUUCCCAGUACCUCUGCACAAUCAUCCUUUUUAGAAUCUAAUAUAAUACUACCAAUAAAAAGUAAUAUACCUAAGAUUUCAAAUAACUUUGGACAAUAUAAUGAGAUACAAAGUUUUAUCAGAAAUGGUCAAAAUAGUCCAUGGAUAAAAAAAAAGGUUACACCAUCUAUGUUUGAUUAUGAAAUAGAAAAAGGUACUGUCAACAAACAAAAAGAACGUUUUGAGAUAGUUGAUGAAACAACGAGAACUGAAGAUGAAACAACCAAAAAACUUAUAGUAUGGUUCAAUUACUUGAUAUACCUAUUUUUGAUAAAGAAUCUGUAA